GAGGAGGCCAUGGCAGAAAUAAGGGGCCCAGUCCCGCAGGGUUCAAAGGGGGCGAGCCAGGCCUCCAGACACUUCCCCCUCCCGCCCAGAAGGGGGCGUGGCCGGAAGGAGAACCCCGACCCAGUAGCAGCAGCAGAGUCGCAGGGUGAAGACGUAGGUGUUGUUGUUCUACUAGCUACUUCCGCCUCUUCCUUCCGGGUGCCACGCGGGAAACCAUACAGAGGCAACCAAAGACCCCUUAUCUCUUGAGGGGAGUAGAUCAUUACCCUUCCCCUCCUCUUUGUCUUGCGUAGCCUUUGCCUCGUGAUAUCGUUAGGUGGAGAAGGGAAGAGUUCUUCUGUCCUGAUGGAGCCCAGAGCGAAAAUGGAGAAACCACGCCAGCCCAGCCCUGAAGGAGGAAGAGAGCCCUGCCAAACCUGGGGCAAGAAAUGUGUUUGGUUCCCGAGCGCAAUGGGCAAGGACGCCCGGAGUGAAAACAUCUUCAUCACAUACCUUCAGGCCCAACGCUUCCGGCGCUUCCGCUUCCCGAAGGGCUUGAGGCCCCGAGAGAUUUGCAGCCGCCUCCACUCUCUCUGCCGCCUGUGGCUGAAGCCUGAGGAACAUACAAAGGCGGAGAUUCUGGACCUGGUAAUCCUGGAGCAGUUCRUGGCUGUCCUUCCUGUGGAGAUGGGGUGCUGGGUGAGGGAAUGUGGGGCAGAGACCACUUCCCAGGCCGUGGCCUUGGCUGAAGGCUUCCUCCUGAGUCAGGCCGAAGAGUGGAAGGCACUCCAGGAAGAGUGGCAGGUGAGAUGGUUGCAUCGGGCCCAGAAYGCCCCACCAGGCAGCACCAACCAGGGCUUCCCUUCUGGGCGGAUCAUGCUGGAGAAGGGCACAGGAGAGUCUCCACCAGGAGAUGAGCCAAGAGUGCUGGGAAAACGUGGCAGCUCCACUCUUUCUAAUGCAGGAGAAGUGGCAUCCAUUCAGCAAGAUCAGGUGAUAUUUGAGGAUGUGGCUGUACAUUUCAGUGUGGAGGAGUGGGCCUUACUGGAUCCAGAUCAAUGGGCCCUGCAUGGGGAAGUCAUGGAAGAAAAUUAUAGGAUGGUGGCUUCUCUGGGUGGCGAUGGACAAGGGAGUGACGAUGGGGGAACUCGAAGUAAAAUGUGGAUGAAAACAGCAAGAAGUAAAAAGGAAGAAGAAAGAAGCCCAAGAAUGGAAUCGGAAGGAUAUAACAGGAACCGGUGCCCUGUUGACAGCAGGGAAAUCACAAUCCAAGAGACAACAGACGCAAGCGGGGAGAUUGGAAAGAGCCCUGUCUUUGAGAAUAGCUUCUUCCAAGAGGCAUCUAAUACAAAUCCUACACACAGUGAAAAAUACCAAAUUAUGGACAAGUCAUAUAAAUGCCUGGAGUGUGGAAAAUGCUAUCCUCUAAAAGGAAUCCUCAACGCACACCAAAAAACCCACACAGGAGAGAAGCCAUUUAAAUGCCUGGAGUGUGGAAAAUGUUUCUUUCAGAAAGGACACCUCAAGACACAUGAAAGAACCCACACAGGAGAGGCCAUAUAAAUGCAUGAAGUGUGGAAAAAGUUUCUUUCAUAAAGAACACCUCAAGAAACAUGAAAGAACCCACACAGGAGAGAAGCCAUAUAAAUGCCUAGAGUGUGGGAAAGGUUUUGUUUCAAAUAGCAGUCUCGUUAGGCAUGAAAUGAAUCACAGAGAGGAGAAACCCUAUAAAUGCCAGGAGUGUGGAAAAGGUUAUUCUGAUAAGAGAAGUCUUAUUGGACAUGAAAUUGAACACAGAGGAGAGA
This is a messenger RNA of Anolis sagrei ordinatus, 1784 nucleotides long. Its product is annotated as zinc finger protein 436-like. Gene Ontology annotation, biological process: negative regulation of transcription by RNA polymerase II. Gene Ontology annotation, molecular function: DNA-binding transcription repressor activity, RNA polymerase II-specific. Lineage: Eukaryota; Metazoa; Chordata; Lepidosauria; Squamata; Anolidae. The record is from RefSeq and is a predicted model, not a curated record.